This is a messenger RNA of Encephalitozoon cuniculi GB-M1, 2064 nucleotides long. RefSeq lists its product as uncharacterized. The transcript has a single exon. Lineage: Eukaryota; Fungi; Microsporidia; Unikaryonidae. Gene Ontology annotation, biological process: mitotic DNA replication initiation; DNA strand elongation involved in DNA replication; DNA replication. The record is from RefSeq and is marked provisional. Bases 1 to 2064 code for a protein of 687 amino acids. Gene Ontology annotation, molecular function: single-stranded DNA helicase activity; ATP binding; ATP hydrolysis activity. Gene Ontology annotation, cellular component: MCM complex; nucleus.
AUGGAGUCUGAGUUUAUUGAGCUGUUCAAAAGUUUUAUUGAGUCUUAUCGCACGCCGCAGGAUAAGGACAUUGCGGAGGAGAUUGCAAAGCUGCCGUACGAGGAUCACCAAAGGAUCGUCCUGAAUGUAAACGACAUGCGUUUGUUUGACAAAGGGCUGGCCCGGGGAGUUCUGGAGGAUCCAGCAACUCUGGUUCCGUUUAUUGAAGACGAGCUGAGUGAUAUUGGGGGGAGAAAGAUAUUUCUUGGGAUCAAAGGGUCUUUUGGAAACUACUUCCUCAACCCAAGGACUCUGUCGAGUGUCUAUAUAGGGAAGAUGGUUUGCGUUGAGGGGAUAGUUACAUCAUGCUCCAUAUGCCGGCCCAAGGUCAUGAAGAGUGUGCACUACAAUCCAUCGAAGAAUGUGUUUUACUCAAAAGAGUACAGAGAUGCAACGAUGGUGACGAAGCUUCCUGUGACUAACAGUGUGUAUCCGACAAGAGAUGUGGAUGGAACACUGCUGACGACCGAGUUUGGGCUUUCCGAGUAUUUUGAUUACCAGACUGUUGUCUUGCAGGAGAUGCCUGAAAAGGCGCCUCCUGGGCAGCUUCCCAGGUCUGUGGAGGUCAUACUGUCUUUCGACCUAGUUGAUGGACUCAAGCCUGGAGACAGGGCGAAGAUCUACGGGAUCUACAAGAGCCUCUGCUUUGGGAAUCAGCAGUUUCCCUCAAGAUUCCGAACGGUUGUGAUUGCAAACAACAUAGAAAAGGCCGAGGAGGAGGAAGUUGAGGUGGAGCCGGGGGUUGAGUUUGAGAGGCUGUCACAAAUGAAGAACAUGCACCAUUUGAUUGCACCCAGCAUAUUUGGGCAUGACAUUGUCAAGAGGUCGAUAGCUUUGCUCUUGGUUGGAGGAAACGAGGUGGUGAUGAGGAAUGGAAGCAAGAUUCGGGGCGACAUAAAUAUUUUGCUUGUUGGAGAUCCAUCGACGGCAAAGAGCCAGCUGCUCAGGUAUGUUCUGAAUGCAGCCCAGCUGUCCAUUGCAACCACUGGAAAGGGGUCGAGCGGUGUUGGACUGACGGCUGCGGUGGUUCUGGACAAGGACACAGGGGAGAAAAGGCUAGAGGCAGGAGCAAUGGUACUAGCAGACAGGGGCGUGGUGUGCAUUGACGAGUUUGACAAGAUGAGCGAUGGAGAUCGUGUUGCGAUUCAUGAGGUGAUGGAGCAGCAGACGGUAACCAUAGCAAAGGCAGGGAUUCACACGACGCUAAAUGCUAGGUGUUCUGUGCUAGCAGCAGCCAAUCCUAUAUGGGGGCAAUACAAGGAAUCAAGGCCACCACAAGACAAUGUAAGGCUCCCUGAAAGCCUGUUGACGCGGUUUGAUCUAAUAUUUGUGACCCUUGACAAGUCGAAUACAGAUAUCGACCAGCUGGUUUCUGGGCAUGUGCUGAGAAUGCACAUGUUAACCCAGGGGUACGAGGAAGAAGGAAUGGGAGUCAAACAAGAGGUGUUUAGGGCAUACAUUAGAUACUGCAGACAGAAAAAGCCUGUGCUCUCUCGAGAGGCGGCAGGUCUUAUAGCAAGGGAAUAUACCUCGUUGAGACAGAGCAAGGAUAGAAAGGAGCAGAUUGUUUCUAUCACGCCCCGGAUGCUGGAAACAAUGAUCCGCCUUGCCACUGCAAAUGCAAAGCUAAGGCUCAGCGAUGUGGUUGAGUAUGAUGAUGCAGAGUGUGCCGUGAAUCUGGUCAAGGACUCUCUGUUCCAGAAGAUUGUCAAACCUGCUAAACGGAUCAAGGCCGCGGCGCCUGAGGAACAGGACGAAUUCGAUUUGGUGGAUGAAAAGGGCACUCUGAAACAGCGUCUGGAGGCAGCCAUGAUUGACGAAGACAAAAUCAACUUUGUGAGCCAUGCAUUGUAUGAUUACAGCGCAGACCCAAAGAACCCUAGGAUACUCGAAGUCCAGGACUUCAUGAAAUACCUUGGGACAGAUGUUAGUGUGACAGAACAGGAGGUGGAGGAGAUCCUCUCCCGAUUGGCAGAAAAAGAUCUGAUCCUAUUUGAGAACGGAAGAAUAUACCUGCUAAAUUGA